AUGAUAAUUUUUACGGCAUCCGCGGCUAAAGUUGUUGGACUUGGCUUCCUAUGUGGACUGAUUGGUUCGUGGCUUCUAACAUCGUCCACAAGCUCCUACGUUGGUCAAUUUCAAUCUUACCCAUCGUGGCUCAAGUCAAAGAUAGACGCUCUCGAUGUUCAAAGCUUUAACCACCACGAUGGACAUCAUGAAGGUAUACUUAACUUCCUCUUUCCACUCAAUCACUACGCUCGAGACGAAACUUUACUUGUGGAUGAAAUGGCUAAAGUGAGGCCGGUGUUCGCCUUCAUUUUCACCUCAGCGGCAGCGAACCAAACUCGAGCUGCCCAUAUUAAAUUGACUUGGGCGCAACGCUUCAAUGGCUAUCUCUUCUUCAGUGAUAGUAACGAUUCCGGUCUCCCAGCAAUUGGUUUACGGGAUAAGAGGGGGUGGGCGCUGACCCGUUCCGCCAUUGCUCAUGUUUAUGACAACUUUGGUCAGAACUUCACAUUCUUCAUGAAAGCUCAUGACACUAAUUACGUUGUGGUGGAGAAUUUGCGUGCUCUCCUCCUCAAAUUGGACUUCAACGAGCCACUUUUGAUUGGUCGUCUAACGGAGGCAACCCAAAACACCACUAAAUUUAUGUCUGAUGAGUCCGGUUAUGUCAUGUCACGUGCAGCCUUGGAACAUCUCGCUAUGGGCAUCAAGAGUAACGCUGAGGCUUGUGGCGAAAAUGACGCUGCUGUGGAUGCCAAUCUUGACCAGGAAAAAGCUGAUCUCUUUCAUCCUCUUUCACCCUCAGAGACCAUGAAGCUGUUUCUACAGGCCACGAACCCCGAUAAGACAUUCAACUUUGAUAAGGCAACUAGAGCUUUCAGCUGCUGCAGUGACCGAUCUGUGACCUUUUCAAAUAUCAAGGGCGCCGAUCUCUACAUGAUGGAGUAUAUGACUUACCACCUUUACCCAUAUGGCAUCAUUAGGGAGCCUGAGAAUUAUGAAAAUCUUUCAGAAAAGGUGAGGAGGAUGAAUAGGUUAAGUCAUUCAUGGAAGCAUCGAAGCAAAGCUCAAUUAUUUCUUAUUGGUGUACUGACGGGGAUAGUCGUCUUCGGUGUCCACUUCAGCACGCUACAGUUCAGGAGUGAGUGCACUAAGAAAGAGGUCAUUGAUUUGGCUAACUUCGUAGUCACACACAAUAAUGAUGACAGCUGUCAACUGUAUCGCCGUGUAGGCAGUCUAACUCUGGCUGAACAUUUGGCCAAGCGAGUUCGCGUGUUUGCUGCUAUCUUGACAACUCCACCAGCCAAAAUGGUCAAAGCUAUUCAUGUGAAAAUGACCUGGGCGCGGCGGUUUAACGGAUACGUGUUUGUUAGCUCUGAAGAUGACAUUUAUUUGCCAUCUAUCAAAGCCAUAGAUGAGGAGAGCCGAACUUUGCUUUGGGCGAAAAUACGUCAGGCUAUGGUCCACAUAUACACCAACAGUCUUAACGACUAUGACUUCUUCCUGAAGGCUGAUGACGACACCUAUGUGAUUGUGGAAAACCUGCGAUUCUUUCUCUCCAAUCGGGAUCCCAACGUACCCACCUUAAUGGGCAGACGGUUUAACUAUUCCAAGGGAAGUUUUUUCCCUUCCGGUGGAUCCGGCUACGUGUUAUCGCGGGCGGCGUUGAAAAUGAUUGUCGAGGGUAUCCUUAAUGGGACGUCAGCAUGUGCCAAGUCAGAGGCUCCGGAAGACGUCCAACUUGACAUACUUGGACCGGAAAAGUGA
Messenger RNA from Hydatigera taeniaeformis, 1743 nucleotides. Lineage: Eukaryota; Metazoa; Platyhelminthes; Cestoda; Cyclophyllidea; Taeniidae. The record is from the annotation of a GenBank genome assembly.